AUGGCGGAAUCCUCUGAUGCCGUUGCGGAUCGAGGCGCCGUGGAAACCGCUCGUGAUCGCAACUCCCAUUUCCCCACGCAAUCACUCCCCUUCCCCGUCGCGUUCUCUCCCUUCCCCCAUGCUAGCGGGCCCGUUUCCCCCCAUGCGCGCCCUCCCCCUCCCCCUCGCGGGCGGUCCCCUUCCCCGUCGCCCGCGGUCCCCUACCCCGUCUUUAUAUCUCCCCUUUCCCCACACUAUCACUCCCCAUCCAUGUCGCAUUCACACUGCCUUUCCUCCCUGUCGCUCCCCUUCCACGUCGCAAGCACUCCGCUUCCCCGUCACUAUCACUCACUCGCGUUCUCACCCCUUCCCCCUCGCUCGCGUGCCCGUUCCCCCCCAUGCGCGCCCCCCCCCUUCCCCCUCGCGAGCACUCCCCUUCCCCGUCGUGCGCACUCCCCUUCCUCGUCGCGUUCUCUCCCCUUCCCCCUCGCUAGCGUGCCCGUUCCACCCCACGCGCGCCCUCCCCUUCCCUUUCAUCGCAAGCACUCCCCUUCCCACUCGCUAUCUCUCCCUUUCCCCCCAGCUAGCACUCCCCCCCUCCUCCCUAUCACCCCCCUUCCACGUCACAAGCACUCCCUUUCCAAUCGCUAUCACUCCCCUUCCCCAUCGAUAGCUCUCCCUUUCCCCACCGCUAGCACUCCCCUCCCCCGUCCCUAUCACUCCCUCCCCGUCAAUAUCACUCCCCUUCCCCGUUGCUAUCACUCCCCUUCCCCCUCUCGUUCACUCCGCCCCUCCUCCCUAUCACCCCCCUUCCACCACUCCCCUCCCCCGUCGCUAUCACUCCCUCCCUGUCAAUAUCACUCCCCUUCCCGGUUGCUAUCUCUCCCCUUCCCCGUCACUAUCACCCCCCUUCCCUGUCGCGUUCUCUCCCCUUCCCCCUCGCUCUCGUGCCCGUUCCCCCCCAUGCGCGCCCUCCCCUUCCCCCUCGCGAGCACUCCCCUUCCCCGUCGCGUUCUCUCCCCUUCCCCCUCGCUAGCGUGCCCGUCCCCCCCCACGCGCGCCCUCCCCUUCCCCUUCGCUAGCAUUCCCCUUCCCCCUCGCUAUCUCUCCCUUUCCCCCCAACUAGCCCUCCCCCCUCCUCCCUAUCACUCCCCUUCCCCUUCACUAGCGUGCCCAUUCCCCCAUCACUAG
This is a messenger RNA of Closterium sp. Naga37s-1, 1170 nucleotides long. NCBI's taxonomy places the organism in Eukaryota, Viridiplantae, Streptophyta, Zygnematophyceae, Desmidiales, Closteriaceae. The record is from the annotation of a GenBank genome assembly.